AUGUUAUCCUCAAAUUCUCUCUUAUAUUGCACAACUGGUAUUCUCUCGGCUGUGGCUGUAUGUAAUGCGUUUGCAGUGCCUCCAGAAGCGAAUCGACAGCCCCACUCCACAACUGCCAGCUUGAUACCAAUCCCCACUGAAGCUCCCGAAAGAUGGAUUCAUCCUGGAGUAUUUGUCAGCGCCAAACAGCUGAAUUUCGUUGCUGAGAAAGUUGCUCAUCAUGGGGAACCAUGGAGUAAUGCAUUUACCAGCAUGAUGAACUACAAUUACUCAUCUCCGACAAGGACUGCUGUCCCGUACAAAACCGUUGAGUGUGGGCCAACAUCCACGCCCAACAUUGGCUGUUACCAGGAGCGUGAAGACUCUAUGGCAGCGUACAUUAACUCGCUAGCUUACUGGAUCACCAAGGAGAAGAAAUACGCAAAGAAAGCAAUUUACUACAUGGACGCUUGGUCCAGCACAAUCCAAGGCCAUAACAACACUAAUGCGCCAUUGCAGGCGGCAUGGUCUGCUGCCAACUGGGUUCGUGCGGGUGAACUCAUGCGCUAUGCCCCCGGUGCAAGCUGGUCAUGGAAGGGCAUCCGGCAAUUUGAGGAUAUGUUGACAAAAGUCUAUCUUCCGAUUAUUUUGCCGGGCGAUUCGGCUAAUAACGGCAAUUGGGACUUGGUCAUGAUGGAGUCUUCCCUCGGCAUUGCGGUAUUUACUGAGAAUAAAACCACGUAUGAGGAUGCCAUGGGCAAGUUUGCUGGCCGAGUGCCUGCCUAUAUCUACCUCACCUCCGAUGGUCCGUACCCAGUACCUGGCCGAGGUGUAGCAGACACCCCAGCGGCACUCAUCAAAUACUGGCAAGGACAGCGGUACUUCAACAUCAGCGGUAUUACACAGGAGACUUGCCGUGAUUUUGCUCAUACCAGCUAUGGAAUCUCAUCCAUGUCGCAUAUUGCUGAGACUUCUCGAAUCCAGGGUAAAGAUAUAUGGCACACAAAUUUAGGAGUAAGAGUGAAAGCCGCUUUGGAACUGCAUGCAUCGUUUGAAACCGGAGAAGAAUCUAUUCCCACCUUUAUUUGUGGUGGACACAUUGCUCGAUCUAUGGAUCCAGUUUUGGAGCCUUCCUAUAAUGCACUUGCUUAUCGCAUGCACGAAUGGAUGCCCUAUACGCUUAAAUACCUGAAGGAACAGCGACCCGCCGAGAUUGGGGAGGCUGAGCCAUUGUUUAUUGGAUUCGAGACCGUGACAAACGCUGAGAUCCCGUUCUAA
Penicillium canariense is the source of this 1257-nucleotide messenger RNA. RefSeq lists its product as uncharacterized. The record is from RefSeq and is a predicted model, not a curated record. Bases 1 to 1257 code for a protein of 418 amino acids. Lineage: Eukaryota; Fungi; Ascomycota; Eurotiomycetes; Eurotiales; Aspergillaceae. The transcript has 3 exons.